Messenger RNA from Purpureocillium lilacinum, 804 nucleotides. RefSeq lists its product as uncharacterized. NCBI's taxonomy places the organism in Eukaryota, Fungi, Ascomycota, Sordariomycetes, Hypocreales, Ophiocordycipitaceae. The record is from RefSeq and is a predicted model, not a curated record.
AUGGCCGUCGAGAAGCAGCUCCCUGACCGGUUCGAGAUCCGCGUCCUGGAGCCCAAGCACCUGGAGUGGGCAGCGGCCAUCGUCUCGCACAGCAACCUCUUCCACUCGCCCGUCUGGCCCGUCAUCUACCCGGAGCUCAAGGCGAAGCGCGCGUACGCCGCGCAGAAGGAGGCGCGCUACCUCGUCAACCACCAGAUCGAGUCGGGCUACUCGCUGGGCGUCUUCGACAAGGAGUACCAGUUCAAGCGGCCCGAGUCGGCGGCCACGGGCGGCGCGCUGUACUGGGACGAGGCGGACGAGGACGCCAGCGGGGCGACGCUGCUGGAGCAGAUGGACUUUCCGCUCGCGUCCGUGGCGCUGGCCUACGAUAGCUUCAACCAGCUCGACAUGGGCAAGAUGGCCGGGCUGAUCGAGGUGCUGCCCGUGUUUCAGACCUUUUACACGAUCCUCGGGUCCAGGGACAGGCGCGACCCGGAGGCGUGGAAGGCAAAGGCGCCGGGCGAGGUGCUGUUCCGCAACGCGACGAGCACGCGGCAUGACUAUGAGGGGAUGGGCAUCAUGGGCAUCACGGCGCGGUACAUGAUGCGCGAGAUGGCGAAGCAGGGCUUCCGUGGGAUCCAGAUCGAGUGUGCGGCCGACGCCGUCAACUAUGUGUGGAGCAAUCCGCCGGCGCCCUUCAAGGGCGAGGUGGUGAGCGACUUCGACAUGGGGACCUAUGAGGAGGAGGGCGAGGACGGGCAGAAGAGGAAUCCGUUUUAUCCUUCGAAGCAGCGGGCGACCAAAGUAUAUUGUACGCUGAAAUGA